AUCGAGGGGUACCGCCCGCCGCUGCCUGGCCUCGGGAGAGGGAAGCUGACGCGGGGAACGAAAGGGUUUUCUUCCUGCGGCAGCUGCCGAGCGAGAACUGCAAGCUUAGAGAAGGGAAGAAGCGACUCUCUGGCGGAAAUGGCCAGCACUGUGACAGAGCAUGGAAAUGUGAGGAUCAUCACUCAAACAGUCCCACAGACAGGCUCUGUGCCAACACCGGCAGCUACAGUCAGAGUGGUUGACUCUGCUUCCGGGGCAUCUCAGUUUGCACUAACCCAUAACAAAAAGAUCAAGAAUACUCUGCUCAAUGUGAUUGGGAUCAUGCAGAUUGCUUUUGGGGUUACCCACGUGAGCUUUGGCAUUGCCCUGACAGCAGCUCAAAAAAGCUUCAGCGUCACUGUGCAAAGUGGCAUUUACUUCUGGAUUGGGGUCCUGCUCUUGAUCACUGGGUCUUUGUUGGUAGAAGUUGAGAAAAGACAAUCUGUUCAACUAGUGAAAUCUGCUUUCUUUGCCAACUUGAUAUUUUGUGUCGCUGGAUUGAUUGCAAUAGUCCUACAUGGUAUUGAGAUUGCACAAACUGUUAAAGAAGGAAACCCAUGUGACUUGAACCCCAGUCUCUACUGCCGAAAUUAUCAUCAGAUUAUAUUGUAUGGCCUGAACUCUGUGUUCAUCAUCUUUGUGCUUCUUGAAGUAUUCUUGGCUGUCAUGGCUGUGAUUAGGCUCAAGACUCAAAGGCAACAGAUCUAUCAACCAAUGGCAUCAUGAAGACAAGUGGUUUCUCUCCUCCUGUCGCACCGUGCUGAAUAUUUACUCUAGCGGCUUCCCUGGCUUAAAGCUAUAUGAGUGUGAGCUUCCUACCAUCUCUUUACAUUUUCAGUAAAGCUUCCCUUCCCUUGCUAAAUCCCAAAGAUCUGUCUCCACCUAGAAAUGGAGAACAAGUUUUGUAUUGGUUUAUUAUGAGCUUCUCCUAUAUACCAUAGGAAAGCCACAGGUCUGUCCCAAACACAAGGCCUGUUACACUCCCUGCAUUAUGAAAUAUCCUCUGUAGUUUCAUCAACUUGCAUAUCCUGACAAGAACCAAUCUUGAUGUGUGCUAGGGGUUCUCAGUGUAGAUUUUAUCAUAGCUUUACCAUCAUUCCCUUUCAUUUUUAACUUUUUGAGGUCUUCAUGAAGAAGAGACAGAUAAUCUGCAAGUGAUCUCCCCUCCUCCC
Molecule: messenger RNA, 1211 nt
Organism: Protobothrops mucrosquamatus (brown spotted pit viper)
Lineage: Eukaryota; Metazoa; Chordata; Lepidosauria; Squamata; Viperidae
Gene: MS4A15
Product: membrane spanning 4-domains A15
Exons: 7
Coding region: 139-765 (208 amino acids)
Cellular component (GO): membrane
Source: RefSeq, a predicted model, not a curated record